This is a messenger RNA of Exserohilum turcica Et28A, 1436 nucleotides long. RefSeq lists its product as uncharacterized. The transcript is spliced from 3 exons. The record is from RefSeq and is a predicted model, not a curated record. NCBI's taxonomy places the organism in Eukaryota, Fungi, Ascomycota, Dothideomycetes, Pleosporales, Pleosporaceae. The coding region runs from base 1 to 1158 and encodes 385 amino acids.
AUGGCGACUCGAUCUCAGGCUUGGCACGCAACCGCACCAGCUAUAUCACCCCAAUUGAUUGACAUUCUAGUUCUCAUUCUGUACGCCGACUUUCUUUCCAGUGACCUCCGGAUUCGGCCCUUUACCAAACUCUCCGCAAACAUGAUAAGCACUUGUUUGGACCUCGCGCUCUUGUGCCAUCCGGUACUCGCGCUCCUUACCAUCCAGAGACCAAAGAUGCAGACUCAGCAGUCACUAUGGCAGUACUUUCUGCUCAGUUUUCUGUCGCUCCUCGCCGUCCGAUAUGUGAGCAGCACGGGCACGCAGCCUCAUAUUCUGGUUGAGGCCGUAACAGGCGUUUGCCAAACAUGCACCCAGCCAAACCCAAUUGCAGUAACAUACCCCAACAACGCAACGGGAGUCCUCAACGGCACAAUCUCAGUGGUUCCCAUCUCGCUGGCUCUCGCACGGAAAUUGAUCCCCCCGCAAUACCGCAUCCUGGAGCACGCAUACCGCCAUCUUCUCCCUUCGUUCCCAAAGGACAUGUACCCCGUGGUAGUGCAAGCCAUGCUGGACCACGACAUCCAAGCAUUCGGCUUCAAGAUACCCGACUUUUCGCGCGCUGGGCUUGAAUUCCCCUUUCUCGAUCUCCUCGGCGACAACAGCACGUCGUUCAAAUGGGUGCCGUCACUGCUCAUUACCGCCAACAACAGCGUCGCCAUCAAGGGGUCGGCCGACUACGGCACCCACACGUUUCCCGCAACAUUCGACUCGGCAUGCAAUGCGUACAGCGGCGUCCCGGAUGCCAAAAGACCCGGAACAACAACAUCGUCUAGUGCCAAAAGCACAGAUGCCACCACUUCCAACACCACCGCCGCUCUCGCAACCCUCUUCUCCGCAACAACCAAGAAACCAUAUCCCAUCUCCUUCUUCGCAAACGUCACCAACCAGGUCAUCUUCGCCGACGCCAAGUCGUGCGACAACCAGAUCCGGCUCUUCAAUACCAGUCUUUCCACGGCCCCGAACAAAAUUGAGUUUGUAAGGGGCUCCGUGCGCGCGAAGUUCUGGCCUUUUGAUACAGAGCAUGUGUGGAAUAACGUCUAUGGCGUUCGCUUGGCUACCGCUUUCAUCGAGAACAACUACCUUCCCUGCGAGAACUUCCGCGGCUACGGCUCGUGAGUUGUUGUAGGUGGAUGCGAGCGCCCCUCCAAGGAAUAUGAUGGUUCCAUUGGCGCGCCCGUCAAAUCCUGAAGCGCAAACCAACUACCGUGUUAGUGGGCGGUCCGCAUGCGUGUGCGCAUCCACGUACUAAAAAUAGAGAACUGCAACUGCGAUCAGCAGGAGCAGAGAGCAGAACAACGUAAAUAUUUUCUUCUUUUCCUCCCAACUUCGGGGAGGAGUUUUUGUAUGAGAGGGGGGAGGCGCGGUGCUUGUCAGAGUAAUUCUUACAUCGACAC